GAUGUCUGUAGAGGCUCCAUUUGUCAAGCAGGAGCCCGGGGACGAGAAUAACGGGGGCUUGUGCGGUGUGAGCGGUACGCCUGAUGUAUUUACUGACGAAGUGCCUGUUAAAGAAGAAUUGAGCACUGAAGACCAUGUGAAAGAGGAGCUUGCUGGCUCAAACAGUGCGGACCCGAGUGCCUCACUGUAUGAGGACCACCUAGUUAAGGAUGAGCUUGUGCUGGGCCCCGAGCUUUUUCACCUACCUCAUGUUUCGUUGCUUCCGACAGUUGAAGCGGGCUCCGCGCAGUCGCUGAGCUGCACUGUCAGACUGGAGCGCCUGCUGGUGGACUCGGAGCGCCGCACUUGCCGGGUCGGGCGCCGCACCUACAAGCUUCACACCGGGCAACCAAGUACUAAGUAUGAAUGCAAUGACUGCGGCAAAAGUUUCAAAUAUCUCGCAGUUUUCAACAAACACAUACACACUCAUUCUUUAAAUUCACUUGAUUCCCGCAAGAAUGUUGAGUCAAACAGAAAAAGUAAGAUUAAAUGUGACUAUUGUGACAUUCACCUUAAAAAAUCUGACUUACGAGCUCAUGAGGGCAUACGUAGUGUAAAACAUUACAAAUGUAAGAAUUGCGAUUAUAAGUGUAUUCGCAAAGCACACUUGCAAAUACAUCAGAAGAUACACAUUGGUGAAAAGCCAUUUAAAUGUUCCGAGUGUAAUUUUGCGUGCCGUCUGAAAGUCAACCUAGGACGUCACCAAAGGAUACAUGGCGGCAAUCCCCUAGAAUACAGUAAAAAAACUGGUCCAUUUAGUCACGAGAAAAUAGAGAAAAUACACACUAGGGUGAAGACAUUUCAGUGUAGCUAUUGUAACUUCACAUCUGGAUAUAAAACGAAUUUAAAAAGACACGAAAUGAUACACGGAGACGGGUACCCUAUUAAAAGUGACAACUUAUUUAAAUGUUGCUAUUGUGAUUUUCAAUGUGCUUACAAACAUAAUGUAUUAUGUCACCAACGGACACAUACAGGAGAGAAACCUUAUGGAUGUAGAUACUGCGGUUUCAAAUGCAAGCAUAGAACCACUCUAAAAAGGCAUGAGUUGAUACACACGGAUAAAAAGCCUUUUGAAUGUAGGUAUUGCGAGCACAAAUGUAGAACGAAAGAAGACUUACGAAGUCACGAGACAGUACACAAUAGAGAAAAACCAUUUACAUGUAGCUAUUGCAAGUUCAAAUGUAGAUACAAAAGAAAUUUAAAAAUACAUGUGAUGAUACACACAGAUGAAAAGCCUCUGGAAUGUAGAUAUUGUGAUUACAAAUGCAGGAGGAAACAAGAUUUACGAAUUCACGAAGUAGCACACACAAUGGAUAAAUUUGAGAAAUGUAGCUCUUGCGAUUUCAAGUGUAGAGAUAAAAGAAAUUUAAAAAGACAUGAGAGGAUUCACGGGGAUGCGAAUCGUCUUAAAUGUGGCAAAUGCGAUUACAAGUGUAUUCGGAAAACGGAUUUCCACAAACACCAGAAGACACACACCGGUGGAAAUCUAUUAAAGUUCAGCUGUGAUUACAAAUCGGAUAAAAGAAGUAUAAAAAUACAUGACAUAACACACAGGGACUCCAAGACUUUUAAAUGUAGUGAUUGUGAUUACAAGAGUACACGAAAAAAUGAUUUCCGAAAACACCAAAUGACACACACUAAUAACUGGUUUCAUAAAUGUGACUAUUGUGAUUAUACGUGUCGUAAGGCGUGUAAUUUACGCCGUCACCAAAUGAUACACACCGGCGAGAAUCCCUAUGAAUGUAAACAUUGUGAUUUCAAAUGCAAUCAGAAAACCGUCUUGAUUAAUCACGAGAAAAUACACACUGGGGACAAACCGUUCAAAUGCAGCUAUUGUGAUUUCAGAUGCAGCAUUAAAACAAACUUACGUAGUCACGAGAAAGUACACACUGGGGAAAAGCGAUAUCAAUGUGGCGAUUGCGAUUUCAAGUGUAUACAGAAAUCAGAUUUACGACUACAUCAAAUGAUACACACGGGUGAGAAACCCUUUAAAUGUAAACACUGUACUUUUGAAUGUUCCAAGAAAUGUAAUUUAAAGAGACACGAGUUGAUCCACAAUGAAGAAAAGCGUUUUAAGUGUGGUAACUGCGAGUACGAGUGUAGACAGAAGGCAGCCUUACGCAGACAUCAGCAGGCGUACGGUGGACGCUGUUUUCGGCGUGAUAAAGCAGAUGUCUCUUUACAACCGCGCGAGUGA
This is a messenger RNA of Cydia amplana, 2236 nucleotides long. Its product is annotated as oocyte zinc finger protein XlCOF6-like. The transcript has 3 exons. Lineage: Eukaryota; Metazoa; Arthropoda; Insecta; Lepidoptera; Tortricidae. The record is from RefSeq and is a predicted model, not a curated record. The coding region runs from base 2 to 2236 and encodes 744 amino acids.